GCCAUCCUGUCUGAAUAAGAGAUGCUUGUUCGACAAACACAUCCAACAGAAUCCGCAGAAGAGCGCAAGGAUCCCUUAUUUUCAACUGCAACUCCCACGCCAACUGAUAUCGUCAGAUACGCAGAUGGUUACGCAUAAGAACUUGUGCUUUCAACGACCAUUCAUUCAAUGGCCUCCCCACUAGAUCUUAGAAUUUUAUUAUUUUUUUCCGUAUAGUUAAAACUUCCAAUGUUGGAAUUAUCCAGAUCAGACAAAAGGUUUUUACAUCACAGAUCUAUCUUUUGAUUUCUCUUUUGAAAGAUUUAAGCAGCUUAAUGCACGUUUUCGAUGAAAAUAGGCGGCCGAAUGUUCGACUUCAACAACUAAAUUGGCAACUUACUGUUGGACUGAAAUCUGAAUAUGGCUAAAGAUGGAAAAGAUACAAGUGCUGCCGUAUUACAGUAUUUGGUAAUGCAAAACAGACCGUUUGCCUUGAACGAUUUACUUCUGAGCGCACAACUGAAAGAAUGUGGGAAAACUGCUGUCCAGAAAGCUUUAGAUCAACUGGUUGUGGCAGGGAAGGUCAAGGAAAAAAAUUACGGAAAGCAAAAAGUUUAUGUCGUUGACCAAGAUUUGGUUUCUUCUCCCAAUGACCCUGAUCUGUUCCAAAUGGAUUCUAAAAUAGCUGAGUUAACAAGGCAGAUUGCCGAGGAUCAAGGAGUCAUUAAAAAAGCAGAGAGUGAAUUGAAAACCUUGAACUCCACAUUGUCGAUUGAGGAACUUUCUGCACAACUGGAAAUGCUGCAAGCCGAAAAUGAGAAAAUGGAAUCUAAGCUGAAAGAUUUAUCCCAGAUGAAAGUUAAGCUUUCUGCAUCUGAUUUCAAGAAGGUGAAUGCAACUAAAGAAAAAGCUGCAUCUGAAUUACGAAAACGAAAAAGAAUUUGUGUUGAUAUGCUGGACCAAAUAUUGGAAAGCUACCCUAAAGGAAAGAAAGCUUUGCUCGAAGAAGUUGGAGUAGAACCUGACUAAGGGAAUCUCUUGUCACCACGUAAUUCCAGCAAAUCAAUAAGUCUUUCUUGUUCCCCAUGGGUUUGAUAACAUUUUGCUAAAGUAAUUGAUAAUUAAAGCUCAAUAUAUGUUGUUUAUUCAGGA
This is a messenger RNA of Daphnia magna, 1131 nucleotides long. RefSeq names its product homologous-pairing protein 2 homolog. Gene Ontology annotation, biological process: meiotic strand invasion involved in reciprocal meiotic recombination; meiotic joint molecule formation; homologous chromosome pairing at meiosis. Gene Ontology annotation, cellular component: condensed nuclear chromosome; DNA recombinase auxiliary factor complex. The coding region runs from base 400 to 1008 and encodes 202 amino acids. The record is from RefSeq and is a predicted model, not a curated record. The transcript is spliced from 5 exons. Gene Ontology annotation, molecular function: double-stranded DNA binding; recombinase activator activity. NCBI's taxonomy places the organism in Eukaryota, Metazoa, Arthropoda, Branchiopoda, Diplostraca, Daphniidae.